Parastagonospora nodorum SN15 is the source of this 1329-nucleotide messenger RNA. RefSeq lists its product as hypothetical. Bases 1 to 1329 code for a protein of 442 amino acids. The transcript has 2 exons. Gene Ontology annotation, molecular function: flavin adenine dinucleotide binding; oxidoreductase activity, acting on the CH-CH group of donors. The record is from RefSeq and is a predicted model, not a curated record. Lineage: Eukaryota; Fungi; Ascomycota; Dothideomycetes; Pleosporales; Phaeosphaeriaceae.
AUGAUCCUUCUCUACAAAUCAUGCAAAGGUACACCGGCCGCCCAUCUGCCUACUACAAAGAGAGCCACCACCGACUCCGCGACGCCGUCCGAACGUGGUGUGAAGAAGUACAUCCACCCUCCCACUCAUCCCACACCACCCCCUAACACUCCCCAGAACAUCGAACAACACACCGACGCCUGGAAUGAAGCCGGCCGCGUCGACCCCGAAAUCUACACCAAAUGCGCCCAAGCCGGCCUCCUCGUUCCCAUCGCCUUCGGCAAAUCCAUCCCUCCACAAUGGUCCAAAUACCCCAUCAUCGGCAACAUCCCGCCGCAGGAAUGGGACGGGUUCCACGACUUCAUCCUGUGGGACGAAUUGAUCCGCGCGGGCGGGCUGGCGUCAAUAUUCAUCGGACUCGUAGUCGGCGCUCCACCCCUCUUGAAAUUCGCAAGCCAGAAUCUGCAGGACAAGAUAUUCCCCGAGAUACUGUCGGGCGAGAAGAGGAUCUGUCUGGCGGUGACGGAGCCGGAUGCGGGCUCAGACGUGCGCAAUAUCAAAACUACCGCAGAGAAGACGGCGGAUGGGAAACACUAUGUGGUCAACGGCACAAAGAAAUGGAUCACAAACGGUAUGUUUAGCGAUUAUUUCAUGACCGCCGUGCGCACCGGCGGCCCUGGCGCAUCCGGCAUCUCCAUGCUGCUCAUCCCGCGCGCCUCGGGCCUGAAAACCCGUAAACUGGACGUCAUCGCUGGCCCACUGAGCGCAACCACGUACGUGACGUUUGAAGACGUGUACGUCCCCGUGGAAUUCCUCAUCGGCAAGGAAGGCGAGGGCUUCAAGCAAACCAUGGUCAACUUCAACCACGAGCGGCUGUGGAUCGCGUUCCAAGCCAUCCGCGGCUGUCGCAUCGCGCUGCAUGAUGCGUGGCAGUGGGCGAUCAAGCGCGAGGCGUUUGACAAGACGCUUAUCGAGCAACCUGUUGUGCGCAACAAGUUUGGAAACAUGGGGCGCCAGGUUGAGAGUCUGCAGGCAUGGGCGGAGCAGAUCAUCUAUGAGCUGGAGAAGCUGAGUGACGCGGAUGGUGCGCGGUUGUUGGGGGGCACGACGGCGCUGCUGAAAGUGGAGAGCGGGAUGGUUUGUAAAUAUGUCGCGGAGGAGUGUUUGAAGAUCAUGGGUGGGCUGGGAUUGACGAAGACGGGGCAAGGGGCGAGGAUUGAGAGUUUCUAUCGCGCGGUGCCGAGUUUUGUGGUUCCUGGGGGUUCGGAAGAUGUCCUUAUUGAUCUAGGCGUGAGGGAGGCGUUGAAGAUACACAAGCAGGCGGAGAAGGCGAAGGGGGCGAAGCUGUGA